Messenger RNA from Acanthopagrus latus (yellowfin seabream), 7418 nucleotides. Its product is annotated as neuropilin-1a-like. NCBI's taxonomy places the organism in Eukaryota, Metazoa, Chordata, Actinopteri, Spariformes, Sparidae. Gene Ontology annotation, cellular component: membrane. The transcript has 18 exons. Gene Ontology annotation, biological process: axon guidance; angiogenesis; vascular endothelial growth factor signaling pathway. Gene Ontology annotation, molecular function: vascular endothelial growth factor receptor activity; semaphorin receptor activity. The coding region runs from base 692 to 3571 and encodes 959 amino acids. The record is from RefSeq and is a predicted model, not a curated record.
CAGCCCCUUGUAGCGGUCGGUCGCUCCUGCUGCUGCUGCUGGUUUGCGCUCUAACAGCAGGAUUUUUUUUUUCUUGAAGGGGAGUGGAAAUUCACGCUGUUACUUUCACGACUCGCCUCGUAUUCCUGACAUUUUUCUGCCGCGGCGGUCAGUCAGUCAGUCAGUCAGUCAGUCGCGCCGAUCGGAGAGAGAGAGAGAGAGAGAGAAGUGAAAUCAGGAGUGAAGAGCUGGAGGAGGCGAUGUUCCUCUCGGUUGGUUUUCUCUGAACGCCGGUUCGCUCCUUUUUCAAUUUUUUUCUUUCCCACUCUGGAAGUACGUCCGCCCGCCGCUGCCUGGUGCCACAACUGAGAGGCUUCCACACAGAAUCGCUGCCACUUUUAACGCACGGAUUUUCCUCCCCACCACCAACAAAAAUCGUCUUUCUUUUCUGCAUUUGGAUUAUUAUUUUUCUUUCCCUCCAGGAGAUGAUGGCAAGUUGUUCCCUGCCAGUCGCGGGGCUCUGCUGCUGAAGCUCGCAGGAUGCUGGGGACCCGACAGCGACCACAGCUCUUACUUUGAGACAAUUCUCGCUUAUUUAUUUUUUUAUUUUUUGGACGUAAAAACCUCCUCCACCCCUCCUCCUCCCCUCCUGGACGUUUCACCCUCUUCCUCUCCUCCGUUGGUCUUUAAUUUCUUUUUUAUUUUUAACAGCAUGUCUGUGUUGUACGAGCUGAGGAUGCGUUGUGGAUUGCUAUUGUUCCUUUUCGUCCAAGUCGUCUCGGUUGCCUCGUUGACUCAGACCGAUAAAUGUGGAGGGAGUAUAGAGAUCCACACCGCGGACUACCUGACCUCCCCGGGCUAUCCCGGCGCCUACCCGCCCUCCCAGCAGUGCGUGUGGGUGAUCACGGCCCCGGAGCCCGGACAGAAGAUCCUCAUCAACUUCAACCCGCAUUUUGAUCUGGAGGACAGAGACUGCAAGUACGACUACGUGGAGGUUUACAACGGCGGCGACGAGCUCUCGCCCAUGCUGGGAAAGUUCUGCGGGAAGAUCGCACCGUCUCCGAUCAUCUCCAGCGGCAGCCAGCUCCUCAUCAAGUUCGUCUCCGACUACGAGACGCACGGGGCCGGAUUCUCCGUUCGCUACGAGGUCUUCAAGACAGGUCCCGAAUGUUCCAGGAACUUUACGGCUCCCAGAGGCGUCAUCAAGACGCCGGGCUUCCCCGACAAGUACCCCAACAACCUGGACUGCACCUUCAUGAUCUUCGCCCCCAAGAUGUCCGAGAUCGUGGUGGAGUUCGACAGCUUCGACAUGGAGCCCGACACCACGCCGCCGCCGGGCGCCCUCUGCCGAUACGACUGGCUGGAGAUCUGGGACGGCUUCCCUGCAGUGGGACCCCACAUUGGCCGCUACUGUGGCCAGACGUCCCCGGGCCGUGUGAUCUCCUACACCGGCAUCCUGUCCAUGACCAUCACCACCGACAACGCCAUCGCCAAAGAGGGCUUCUCCGCCAACUACACCAUCCGAGAGAGGAGCCUCCCCCCGGGCCACGAGGACGAGGCGUUUGCCUGCGUGGAGCCGCUGGGCAUGGAGUCGGGAGAGAUUUCCUCGGAGCAGAUCACCGCCUCCUCCCAGUACAACUCCAACUGGUCGCCCGAGCGCUCGCGUCUCAACUACCAGGAGAACGGCUGGACGCCCUCGGACGACACCGUCAGGGAGUGGAUUCAGGUGGAUCUGGGUUUUCUCCGGUUCGUCUCAGCCGUCGGGACGCAGGGAGCGAUCUCCAAAGAGACCAAGAAGCAUUACUACGUCCGCUCGUACAAGGUGGACGUGAGCUCCACGGGCGAGGACUGGGUGGCCGUGAAGGAGGGCUCGAAGCCGAAGAUCUUCCAGGGGAACCACAACCCGACAGACGAGGUCCGCUCCUUCCUCCCCAAACAGACUCUGGCCCGUUACAUCCGGAUCAAGCCCACCUCCUGGGAGCAAGGCAUCUGCAUGCGCUUCGAGAUCUACGGCUGCAGGACGUCAGACUAUCCGUGUUCGGGGAUGCUGGGGAUGGUGUCCGGUCAGAUCUCGGACGCUCAGAUCAGCGCCUCGUCGUACGCCGACCGGGGCUGGGUGGCUGAAAACGCCCGUUUGUUGACGGGGAGGUCGGGCUGGACCGGGCAGCAAACCAAGCAGCCCUUCAGGAACGAGUGGCUGCAGGUGGAUCUGGGCCAGGACAAGAUGGUGAGCGGCGUGGUGAUCCAGGGAGGGAAACACCGCGACAGGAACGUCUACAUGAAGAAGUUCAGGGUGGGUCACAGCCUGGACGGGGAGGACUGGACCAUCGUCAAGGAGAACGACACCACCAAGCCCAAGAUAUUCCAGGGUAAUCAGAACCACGACACCCCCGAGCUGAGGCCCGUGGGUCCCCUCCUGACCCGCUUCGUCAGGAUCUACCCGGAGAGAGCCACCACCGAGGGUCUGGGCCUCCGACUGGAGCUGCUGGGCUGCGAGCUGGACGACAUUACAACUACAGCACCUCCCACCACGCCCAUCGCCUCCACGCUUCCCAUGACCACAUUCGGAGCGACCACCACGGCGCCGAUUACCGUCCCCGGCUCGACGCCGACUUCGGACUGCGAGGAAGGUCAACAGGACUGCGGUGGCGAGACCGACACCCCCGAUGACUACGACGUAGCUACAGCAGGAGGCACCACAGCGGUCGACCCCAUCAUGGACUUAAUGCCAGCGUACGUCUGGUUCGCCUGCAACUUCGACUUCUCGUCUUUCUGCGGCUGGACCGGAGAGUCCAGGACGGACGCCGAGUGGCUCAUCCAGACCAACGGGGCUCCCUCGGUCCACAGAGGCCCGACCCUCGACCACACAGCAGGAGGACCCGGGAACUUCAUCUACAUGCAGCUGAGCGACGACGACACGCCGAGUAAAACCGGCGAGGACGAUGGCGACGAGGAGCAGGUGGCGACGCUGGUCAGCCCGCUCAUCACCACGCCGGACGCCGACCUGUGCAUGUCCUUCUGGUACCACAUGUUCGGGGAGCACGCCGGGGCGCUCCACAUCAAGCAGAGGAAGGAGGCGGAGGCGGGACAGAUCCUGUGGACCGUCAGCGGACACCAGGGCAGCCGGUGGAGGGAGGGACGGGUCCUGCUGCCACACUCGAGUGUCUCAUAUCAGGUGGUCGUGGAGGGCGUCGCCGACAGACGCAGCGCGGGUCACAUAGCUGUGGACAACAUCCAGAUCAUGGAUGGACUCCGUGCCGAGGACUGUAAGGAUCCAGAAGCUCCUACGUCUCCUCCAACCGAGAUCAUCAUCCUACCGAUGGACUCCCUCUCGCAGGACAACAGCGAGCUCGGCGGCCCCGGCAACAUGCUGAAGACCCUGGACCCCAUCCUCAUCACCAUCAUCGCCAUGUCCGCGCUGGGCGUCUUCCUGGGCGCCAUCUGCGGCGUGGUCCUGUACUGUGCCUGCUCGCAGGGCAGCAUGACGGACAGGAACUUAUCCGCCCUGGAGAACUAUAACUUUGAGCUGGUGGACGGCGUGAAGCUAAAGAAGGACAAGAUGAACGGACAGACUAACUACUCAGAGGCGUGAGGGGGAACGAGCAGACGGGGCCGCGAACGCUCCGCAAAAGGGACACGUGAUUGCAGCCAAUCAAGCGGGAGGAACACAGGGCUGAGGCCACCAAUGGGACGGCAGGGUGGGCUGAAAGUGAGCCAAUGUAAUUUUUUUUCUCAGGAGCGGCAGUGGAAGGGACUGACCUGCAGGGGGCACUGUGUAUAAAGAAUCUGUACAGCAAAAAAAAAAAAAAAGAAGAAGAAGAAAACUAAGGAUUCUAUUUGUUUUUCGGCGUGCUUUGUUGAUUUCACGUAAUCACAUGCUGGUGUUGAGACCAAUUCAGAUGAAAGUAUUGUUUGUGUACUUUUAUGGAAAGAUAAGAUUUGAUUUGAUUUUUUUUUUUUGUUUUUAUUGUGUGUUUGUUUUGUUUUCAGAUGUCAUAUUUUCAAAGAGAGAGUGGAGUUUGUGAAAAUCGCUAUUCUGAUAUCUGGCUCUAAAGCUAGCCCAUAUGUCCCUGUGUAUGCGUGUGUGUGUGUGUGUGUGUGUGUGUGUGUGUGUGUGAGAGAGAGAAAGUGUGCGUGUACAUGUGUCACAAUCAUAUACAUCUGCAUUUCAGGUGUGUAUGUGUCUCGCCGUGUGGUUGUACACUCGUGUUUAUCUCUAUACAUGAAGCAUCUUUCUGUCAGUGUGUGUGUGUGUGUGUGUGUGUGUGUGUGUGUGUGUGUGAAGGCAGGUACCAUGGUGACCUGUGUCUAGUUCCGACAGUGCCUUUUUUUUUUUCCUCCAGUUUUUCUGUUGCCUUGUUCUUUUUUCUCAUCGGCUGGCGUUCCGUCCAGGGUUCCUACACAAACGUGCGGGAAAAAAUCCUGAAACAUUUACAGCGUACUUUUUUCCAGAUUGUGGCUAAAAAAACUACACAUUUGUGUUGUUGUAGUGUGCUGUCAGAUGAACACGUGCGGUUGGUGUAGAUCUGAAGAUCUUCUUGCCUUGAUGACAGUCGUUUUUUAAAAGGUUUUGGAAAAGAGAACAAGAGUUUCAGAAUGGAAAAAGAUGUGUAGGAGCCCUGAAUGCCUCGUUUUCAUGGCACAUGACACAUCCAACAUAUUGUACAUAGGUUUUAAUAUAUUUGAGCGCCCUUUUCUAUAGAAAAAGACACACACCAGUGCCGCAGUAUCCUUUCUGUGUCGAAAUCAAACUCCACAGUUCAGACAAUGUACAGAGUUUCAUCAGAUGGCGGCACCGAGCUGCUGUUGGUGUUUCUGGUUGCCAUUUUGUCCGUUUCGUCGUCGUUUGCUUUUCUGUUUUCGUGCUCUGGGAACGUGAAAGGUUUUAACAACGAUGGAAAAUCGGCUUUUGAGAGCCUCAUGGGAUGUGAUGGGUUUUUUUGUAUAGGGUAACACGGACAAAACCUCAGCACCCGCUAACAUGACGACGGCAUGUCGAGGACGGAUCGUCAGGAUUUGGACGUUUUUAUAUCACUGCUGACAUUUCUCUCACUGGUGCACAAAAAAAGACUGUGAAACCUUGAAACACAGAAGUGUGUCCAGCCCGUCCGUCAGAGAGACUUUGAGCGCUUCUCCCUCGUGGAGGCUCUGAAUGCUGACUGUCUUCACUGAAGAAGAAGCAGGUUUCAAUGUUUGCCAAGACAAUGCUGUACUCCGUGUCGGUGUUUAUUUCCUGUGUUGACUAUCAGCCGAUCAUACCGUCCAAAAUCUUACUUCACAUGUCCAUUUCCGUUUGAGCUACAGCAGCCCGGACAUAAAACACACACACACACACACACACACACACACACACACACACACACACAGUUCAGACUCAAUCUCAUAACAAAGAUGAGUUUACAAGCUAAUCAGGGCAGAGACCCGACAGACCUGCCUCGCUAUGUCACAUGGCUCAUUAAUGUUAUUGUAAAAGAUGGAGGGGACAAGUUCAUUUGUUCCGUUUGAGUGUGUCUGCUUUAUGUUUUGUGUCUGUGGGACUCUGCAGCAGCUCAGUUGGCAUUUUCUCCACUGUCAUCAUUACAGAAGCAUCUUACUUCCUGUCACCUGCAGGGAUCAGCGCCCUCUCUGAAGUCCAUUGGUUCCUUAUAAAAAAAAAAAAAAAAUAUUUGGGUAUUUUUCAGUGCAGAGUUAGCUAAAAACUGAAAAUGACGAGCCUUAUAAAUACUGUACUAAUAUUAACUGCUUUGUUGUGUUUAAGCUUUUGUAGCUCAGUGUGUUGUGAUACUGGUCACUUGCUCAUAGCGCUGUACAGUUCAGGAGGGAGGAGGAUUUUAGUUUUGACGGUCUUGAAAUUACAGACAGAGAUUUAAAAGCCAUUAAGCAGGUUUGGUACCGGUCGACCCGUCACGAGAACGAAUGGUUGUGAUUUACGUCUCUGCAAACUACGGAUGUGUUGAAGCUUUACAUUUCUUUAUUCUAUAUUUUGCAACAACGCUCGUUCAAUUAGGUUUGGGCACAGAAUAACGCGCCUUAUUAUGGUGGCCCUGAAGGUCUAAACACAACAACAAGACAGAAAACACAAAAAUAUGAUAGAAAAAACACAACAUGACAGAAAAAAACAUUUAUUUUAAUGACAGAAAACUGAAAACAUUUCACAAAACACAACAAGUGUUUCCUGGAAAUGUUGUUGCAUUUUCUGUAUUGGUCUUGUGUUUUGACCUCCUGGGCCACCAUACUUAAAUGUUGAAACACUCGCUUAAACCUCCUGAAAUGAAGAAACAUAUUUGUGGUUUGCAGAAAUGUUACAUGUCAACAUUUGUAUUCUGGUGACUGCGCAGGACUGCCGUAUAUCCGCGGGCCCCCGUCGCAGUUCCUGUUGCGCUGCGGCGUGGAGGUUAAAUCCGCCCCUUUUUUAAAUGUAGCAUCGUGUGACAUCGUGUGAGCUCAGUGAGAAUGUUCGUCAGUAGUCGAAACCGCGUCAGUUCUUUAAUUUAACGCGAGAUCCUCCUCUUCAGAUCAGCUCAAAUCAAGAGAGACCAUCUUCAAAUCAAAUCGAGGUGCUCUGUUGAGAUUAUCAGCUCUUGUAAAAUCACACAGCUUCAACUGUCUUCGUUUGUUUCUCUCAACAGCAUGUGUUUACAAGGAAGGACAAGCAGAGAGGAUUAUGGGUAUCGACAAUGUAAUUUCAGUCUUGACAGAAUGUGUUUUUAAUGUUUUUUUCAGCCAGAUGUCCAUAAAUCUCCGUCCCGCCCCACCCCCCUGCCCUUUUUUUUCAGACAAGAAAGGAUGCUGCGGCACUCGAUGUGAAAACAAAUGUUGCACUGAUAUAUUUAAAAAAAAAAAAAUCUGUGUUUAUGAUGUUGAUUUAUGAAAAGAGAGAGAGAGCGAAGGAAGGAGAGGACAGUGUUAACCGUGGCUUCUUUUUUUUUAACGCGCUUUCGGACGACAAUGUUUUAAUUCUGAAAAGUACAAAUUUACAGAGAUGUUUUUCAUUCUGGAAAAAGCUUAUAUGCGUCUCUUUCGAAGCGUAACAGUUUUAUUUACUUGGUAUAAUAUCACCUUGUGUUUUUUGUCACUAAUGUGCGUGCCAUUCGUUUUUGUUAUUUGUUUUUUGUUUUUGUUUUUUCUUUGUAUGACAAGAAAAAAAAAUGUUUUAUUUUCAAUACUGCUUCUGUAAUUUCUUUUUUUUUUUUCCUGUCUCAGAUCCAGAAAAAAAAAAAAUCUAGGAAGGACAUAAGGAAGUAAAAAAAAAAAAAAAAAGAAAGAAAUGGAAAAGCAGUGAGGCCUUAAGUGACUAAAAGUAUUGUUUGUACUUUGACUUUCUGGUCAGCACCCAGACUCAUCCGUCUCUGUUGUCUCAGACUCUGAUCAUUGACUAUUACAUUCCAAAGAAUUGGAUCAAAUAAAUGUUUUAAGUAAAAAAAAAAAGAAAAAAAAAA